This is a messenger RNA of Symbiodinium sp. CCMP2456, 2484 nucleotides long. Lineage: Eukaryota; Dinophyceae; Suessiales; Symbiodiniaceae. The record is from the annotation of a GenBank genome assembly.
GUGGAAGAGCUCCAGCGCCGUGCGGCAGAGCUGCGGCAGGAGCUGCAGCAGGUCGAGGCUGAAAUCGAGAGAGAGGAGGCGCUGCUGAGUGCUGGCACGGCGCAAAAGCUCCACCACCGUCCCAGCUAUUCGCUAUUGAAGGGCACCGAGGACGAGGCUCCCCCUAGUGGUCUGGUCCGACAAGUUAGCGAUCAGAACUUCGACGAGAUUUUGAGGACAUUUCCACCUCUGGAGAUCUCACCCAUUGGGUCCUACAACCACUGGGACCGGCGAGAGUGUGCUGUGGCCAACGCCGAGGCCUGGAAGGGCGAGUGCUCCAGGUACCAGAAGGCGGUGCUGAAGGGGAAGGCGCAGAUUCCGAAGGUAAUCCAUCAGAUCUGGAUCGGCCCCAAGGAGCCCCCUUGCCUCUGGAUUGAUACCUUCCGGGUGGAGUAUUUAGCAGCCCAUCCGGGCUGGUCUUUCCAUCUCUGGAGUGACGACGAGGUGGCCAAGCUGCCGAUGAUCAACGACCAGAUUUACCAUCAGGAGAAGAUGUGGCAGUGCAAGGCCGACAUCCUUCGCUUGGAGUUCCUUUGGCACCACGGAGGUCUCUACGUGGAUGCGGACAUGAUCUCCGUAGAGCAGAAAAGCCUGGACCGCAUCCUUGAGCUCGGUAAGGAGACCGGCUGGGUCAUCGCCUACGAACCCGACACCAAAGACAAGCCUUACUCCAUCCUGGGCAACUCUGUGAUUGCGUGCACGCCUCAUCAUCCGCUGACCUUGAUGCUCAUUCUCUUCCUAAAGCAGACGUACCACCAGAAGCGCAACCACAUUGAGGUCUUUGCUGUUACGGGGCCCGUGAUGUACACCAAGUGCUUGGUGGACAGUGGCAUGCCGAUCUCUCUUGCACCACAGGAAUGGCUGUAUCCGGCUUUCCAUUUUGUUCCCAACCCUGAUGCCAUCAACUUCUCGGCGUUUCCAAAAUGUCUCAUGUUCCAGUUCGGGUACACCUGCUCCGGCCUGGAGGGUUAUGUGAAGUCCAAGAACCGCUGCAAGAAGGCCCGCCAGUGCCCCUUUCACUCCAAGAAGGCCUGGCCGCUUGGGGCCUUCAAAGAGCUUCCGAGCAUCGAGGAACUGGAAGCCAAGUUCAAGUCGCAGCGAGCUUCGAUACCGCAAGUCAUCCACCAGGUGAUACCGGCAGGCCUGGACUCACACAACGACCCGCAGAGAUGGAGGCAGAGCUGGUACGACUCGUUCUGCCAGAGCCAUCCCGGCUUCAAGUACAGGACUUGGACGAAGGAACAGCUUCAAGGUCGAAAAUGGUUCUGUGCGAACCUUUAUGUGGAGCCCUGGGACGACCAUGCAGUCACUUCGCUCAUGAUGGAGGUGCUAUUCGAGGAAGGCGGCUUCUACGUUCCGCUCUCCACGUUGCAUCAGCCUGGCUUCAGUGAGGACCACUUCUUCCUAGAGGCAACCACAGAUGAGAUAGAUUACAUCGAGGGCAACGGAGGCGUAGUUGGCGUGGCCAAAGGCUCUCCGGAAUGCUUCCGGCGUCUCAUGGAUCUCUACGACCGCGGUCACGUGCCAGCGAUGGCAACGCCCGGCCCAGAUGGGCCUCGGGUGGUGCAGAUGGGCUUCCGAGACGGACUCGUGUCGCAAGCGCGCUUCUCAGCUCAAACUCAGUACCUGGGAGCACCUCAGGUGAUCGCUUUCAGCAGUGUGUCAGAUAAGCGGCUUGAGCUUUCCACACUGAGCUACGCAUAUGAAUGCAUGGUCCCGUGCCUGGCCGUGCGGGGAAUCCCCGCUAUGAGGGCUGCAGUGGGGGAGAUGGGUCUUUCCUCGAAGUCGGUCUUUGUGACGGACCGGGAGUUCUUUCAAAUGGAUCGCCUUCGACAGGAGAUGCCCGGAUUCCUGGACCAGCUAGGCCCCCACGACUGGGACGCGGUCAUCCUUGGUUUGGAGUGGGACACCGGCUCAGAGGAAGUCGUCAUCUUCGACAUCCUUCCAGGCGGGCGGCCUCGUUCCGCCAAGAUCGCCGGCUUCGUGGCGAACUUCGGCUGCGCGCCCAACGAGGCGGCUUUGCAGGCCGCAUUGGCCAAAUGCCUGGCAGAGGAAGACUUCGAGCCUUCUCCUCUCUUCGAAGCUGCCGGUCAGCUGAAGCUGCGUUUCCUCGCCGAGAAGUAUGCAGGUAGCAUGGAAGAGGCGCGGCUUUUCCGAAGCAUGCCCUUGGUGCACCGUGCCUUCAAGAACCUGGCCGGUCAUGAACCCCCCAUGCACUUCGAGAACCAUGAGCUCCAUGGAAACUUGAUGAAGGGUUUCCAUUCUGGUGGGAACCUGCGGUUCGAGAUGAUUCUGGAGCCGAAUGGUGGAAUCAUGUUCCGGUGCUGGAACGACGACAACUCCACCAACUCGGAGGUGAAGAUGAGCGACAGCGUUGUAGAGUGGCUGAAAGUGUACUUCGAUCACCAGGUUUGCAAGGAAAUCCGGAAUGAACCCGUCCCGUGA